Molecule: messenger RNA, 25781 nt
Organism: Podarcis lilfordi (Lilford's wall lizard)
Lineage: Eukaryota; Metazoa; Chordata; Lepidosauria; Squamata; Lacertidae
Source: the annotation of a GenBank genome assembly
AUGCACAGCAACAGGUAAGCAAAAAUACUUUCUUCCAUGUCUCUUUUUAAUUUAUUUUUCGGUGACAUAGCUUUGGUCUUGCAUUUUAAUAGCUUGCAUUCUUAAGUUGUUCAUUUAACAGUGUUAUACACUGCUGAAGUACAAUCAAUAAUUUUUUUAGCAGACUUGCUAAAAAUAAUGGUCUGUUCCCAGCUAGAAUUGGUGUCUGAAGGGUGCAGUAAGACUUUUAAAAAGUACUGGGGUUAGGAGGGAAUGCUGUCUGGUGUCAUGACUCACUUGGCACUGUUGGGUCUAGCUCUAGCAUGGCAGAUACUGGAGGAAGAUGAGAAGGAAUGGAAGUGGUAGGCUGGCCCCCAGUCGACUUCCGCUUUUACCACAGCUGCAACAGUGUGAGCUCUGACUGCAGUAAGCAGGUUGGAGCAUACACCGGUACUGUGAGGGGCAACGUUAGGCUAAACGACCCCUGAAAAGGCUUGGAAGGAAGCCCAAGUCAAAGGAACUUCGGCAGUGUCCUUUUGGAGUCCCGGCACCCCUCGCUGAAGAAAAAACAGCUGAGGUGGGGGGGAAUCCAGGCACAGAGAAGAACAGUAAGCAGAUCGGUGAAAAGCCUCACAUCACUGAAGCAGCGACAAGAUAGUAAAAUCUCUAUUUCUAUAUUAAAAUAAACAUAAAGUGGUAGCAGCAGUAACAAAACCUAAAAGGAAAUUACACAAGGGGGGGGAGGAACUCGGGGGGGGGGGAUCCCUCAUGGAGCGAGUAAACCCAAAACAACCCGAAACAAGAUAAAGAGUAAAAAUAGCAGAGGAGAAGUAAUGCUACCACAAAAGUAAAGGGAAGACAGAAGAACAGAAAAAAAUAUGGAGAGAGUGUAAAGAAAUCACUCAGAUUGCAAUUAAACUAUUUGAAAAGCACACUAUCUGAAACGGACUUACUACAAAGUGCAAAGCGGUGCAGGCUGCCUGUUGUUGGAGCUGGGUGGAGGAAAGCAGCUGCUUUGAAACUGAACGUCCUUGAAGGAAAGAUAAGGACAAAGGAAUAAGGAACGCUGUGGUCUCAUGCAAUUAAAAAACAGACUGGAACUGGAAGUCAACAGCAACAAUUAAGAAGAAACUCAGGCCUUGAAGAAAUGGAUUUGAGGGAGCUUAUUAUUAGUUUGAAACUGGACGUGGGAGGAUUGAGAAGAGAGCUGUAAGAAAAAAAUCAAUACAAUUGAUGGGAAAUUAGAAAAAUUAGAAAACACAAUGAAAAAAAAUGAAAAAGAAAAUGAAGAAAUAAAGGAAAAAUUAACAGAAGUCUUAGAAGGAAUGAAAGAGACAGAUAAGAAAGUACAAGAAAUUAAGAAUAAGAAUCAACAAAUGGAUGAGAUGGUGAAGAAAAUUAGCAAAGAACAAAGGGAACAAAGAAAAGAAAUGGACAAAUUGAAAAAGGAGAUGGAGGAACAAAAAGCAAUCCAGGAAGCUACUGGGGAUGUGCUAGCAAUGAUACAGAUGCAGAUUAAAAAGAAGACCUUGAGAUUCAGGAAUGUGUCAGAAGAGGAGAAGGAGGAUAUUUGGAAGAAGAUGACUGAAACUUUAGCAAAGUGGCUACAUUUACAGGAAAAAGACAUAAUAGAACAGACAGAGAAAAUCUUCAGAGUGAACUCAAGGAAAGCAAAAAUGAACAAAUGGCCGGCAGACUGCAUCAUUGUAUUCACAUUGAACUGGAUGAAAGAUAAGAUCCUCCAAGUAAAGAGUAAGAACAAAUAGAUGGAAAGGAAAUAAUAAUUUUACGAGAAGUCCCACCUAGGCUGUUAAAAAAGAGACAGCAAUUCCAAUUUCUAACAAAAGCACUAAAGGCCAAAUCAAUAUCCUUCAGAUGGGAAUACCCAGUGGGAUUUUCCUUCAAAUUCAAAGGAAAAAGGAGACGAUUUGAGACAUUUGAGGAAGCAGAUAUGUUUUGGAGGAAGUAUCGAGGAGAAUUAGGAGGCGGGAAAAGCGAAGCAAGAAAUGAGGAAGGAAGAAAGGGAGAGCUAUUGGAUGAGGCGGAAGAAGAAGAAAGAGCUCAGCAAAGGGUGGAAGGAUAAAGAACUACGCCAGUGGUAAAGAAUCAGACCAAUAACUAUCACAAAACCCUUCUCCUUUACCACUGCAGAUAAUUUAAACUCUUUCCACUAACUUUAUAAUUUUUCAACUAAUAUAGAAUGAAAUUUAAAUUGUUAUCUUGGAACGUAAAUGAUUUAAAUAAUAGGAGGAAGAGGCAGAAAAUAGAACGUAUCUUAGAGAGGCAGAAGUGGGACCUUGUUUGUUUACAAGAAACCCACAUCAAUACUAAGCAUAAAAGACUAUUGGUUAAACCAAAGUUAGGGGAAGAAUUCAUCGCAUCUGAUGUAAGAAAAAAGAGGGGAGUUGUAAUGUAUGUUAAAAGCAAAUAUGAACCAGAAUUGUUAUAUGAAGAUAAAGAGGGGAGGAUUGUAAUAGUCAAAAUAUCACUAGAGGGGGAACCAAUUGUGGUAGCGGGAAUCUAUGGAUCAAAUAAAAGAAAAUCAGAAUUCUAUGUUAAAGUAAGAUCAUUAUUAAUGGAAUAUAUAGAUAUGAGAAUUAUUGUGUUAGGGGAUUUAAAUGGAGUAAUGGAACCAGAAUUGGAUAGAUCAAAGAAGAAGAGGGGGGGAAAUGAAGGGAAGUUGCCAAAAAGCUUUAUGGAAAUGGUAAAUAUUUUUGAUUUAGUGGAUAUAUGGAGAUAUAAAUAUCCUGUCGAAAAGGAGUUCACAUAUUUCCCAGAACCAAAAAAUUUGUAUAGUCGAAUCGACAGUAUAUGGAUUACUAAGGAUAUGACAAUUGAAGCAGAGAAUGCCGAAAUAUUACCAAAAACACUUACAGAUCACAAUCCAGUAUCAUUAACUCUUAAAGGAAAAGAGGAGAAAGGGAAAAAAAGGUGGAGAAUGAAUGUUUUCUUAUUAAAAAAUGAAAAAGUAAUACAAGGAACCAGAAAGUUGAUGAAGGAAUAUUUUGAAAACAAUUGGAGGAAAGGGACAGAUGUUAAAACAGUGUGGGAUGCUGGGAAGGCAGUUGUUAGGGGAUAUUUCAUACAACAAAACUCAAUAGCAUAUAAGAAUAAAGAAAAAAAGAAAAGGGAACUUUUAGAAGAAAUUAAAAGGAAGGAAAAAUUGGCCUAUGCAAGCAAAAGUAAGGAGAGAUUAAAUCAAGAAAUUAAAUUACUGAGAGUAGAAUAUAAUAAUAUUAUAGAACAGGAGGUAGAACAACAAAUCAAAUUUUGGAAAUAUAAAAAUUUUGAAUGGGCAAAUAAACCAGGCAAGAUCCUUGCCUGGCAAUUAAAGAAACAAAGAAAUGAAAAAUUAAUAAAUAAAAUAAAAGUAGAAGAGAGGACAAUAAGGGAUAUGACAGAAAUUAAAAAAGAAUUUGAAAAAUAUAAAAAAAAAUUAUAUCAAAAAGAUGAAGUGCCAAUAGAAGAAAUAGAGGAAUAUAUAUAUAUAUAUAUUUUUUAUAAUAUUUAUUGGUUUUACAAAAACAAAUUCCAAAAGAUGUAGAAAAAUACAAAAAUUCGACAAACAGAAAACAGCAAUAACCAUAACAAAAAACAAACAUAGAUAACAAUAUAACACAAAAAGAAAAAGAAAAAAAAAGAAAAGACAGAAAAAUUUAAAAAAUAAUAUACUUUCAUUUAACCUUCUUAUCAUUACCUAAUUCUUUGACUUCCCGCAUCUCCCUGCUUGUAUUUCCAUUUAAAAACUCCUUUCAGCAAAUCCUUACCCUCCUUUCUUUAUCUUAACUCAAAGUUAAUCUAUUUAUAUAUAAAUAUUACAGCUUUAUCCAUCAAAUAUUCCAUGCUCUUAAUCACAAGACUUUUGCCAAUACCAGUUAUUUUCAGUCAGACCUCAAUUUAACAUUCAUUAAUUUUAUAGUAUUUCUGUAGAUAGUCUUUAAAUUUCUUCCAAUCUUCUUCCACCGACUCUUCUCCCUGGUCACGGAUUCUGCCAGUCAUCUCAGCCAGUUCCAUAUAUUCGAUUACCUUCAUCUGCCAUUCUUCCAGAGUGGGUAAAUCUUGUGUCUUCCAAUACUUUGCGAUGAGAAUUCUUGCUGCUGUUGUUGCGUACAUAAAGAAAGUUCUAUCCUUUUUAACACCGAUUGGCCGACUAUGCCCAGGAGAAAGGCCUCUGGUUUCUUAGGGAAGGUAUAUUUGAAUACCUUUUUAAUUCAUUAUAUAUCAUUUCCCAGAAAGCCUUAAUCUUUGGGCACGUCCACCAAAGGUGAAAGAAUGUACCUUCAGUUUCUUUACAUUUCCAACAUUUAUUAUCGGGCAAGUGAUAGAUUUUUGCAAGCUUGACUGGGGUCAUGUACCACCUGUACACCAUUUUCAUUAUAUUCUCUUUUAAAGCAUUACAUGCUGUAAACUUCGUACCUGUGGUCCAUAACCGUUCCCAGUCAGCAAACAUAAUGUUGUGUCCAACAUCCUGUGCCCAUUUAAUCAUAGCAGAUUUUACCGUUUCAUCCUGAGUAUUCCAUUUUAGCAGCAAGUUAUACAUUCUUGAAAGUGUUUUAGUUUUGGGAUCUAGCAGUUCUGUUUCCAACUUUGAUUUUUCCACCUGGAAGCCAAUUUUUCUAUCCAAAUUAUAAACCUCUCUUAUUUGAUAGUAAUGCAACCAGUCUCGCACUCUAUCUUUUAAUUUUUCAAAACUCUGCAAUUUGAAUUUAUCUCCUUCUUGUUCCAAGAUCUCCCAAUAUUUUGGCCACUUGGCCUCCAUAUUGGACUUUUUAGGGCCUUUGCCUCCAUUGGUGAUAGCCACCUUGGGGUUUUAUUUUCCAAUAAGUCUUUAUAUCUUAUCCAGACAUUGAACAAUGCUUUCCUGACAAUAUGGUUUUUAAAUAUUUUGUGAGCUUUAACCUUGUCAUACCACAAAUAUGCAUGCCACCCAAACACAUUAUUGAAACCUUCUAAGUCCAAAACAUCAGUAUUUUCCAGAAGUAACCAAUCCUUCAACCAGCAGAAAGCUGCUGAUUCAUAAUAAAGUUUAAAGUCUGGCAGGGCAAAUCCCCUCUUUCUUUAGCAUCAGUCAAUAUUUUAAAUUUUAUCCUGGGCCUCUUGCCCUGCCAGACAAACUUAGAAAUAUCUCUCUGCCACUUCUUAAAACAGUCCAUUUUAUCUAUUAUUUGUAUCGAUUGAAACAAAAACAGCAUUCUUGGCAAUACAUUCAUCUUGAUGACAGCAAUUCGACCUAACAAGGAAAGCUUCAAAUUUGUCCAUAUUUCUAAAUCCUUUUUAAUGUCCGACCAACACUUUUCGUAAUUGUCUUUAAAUAAAUUCCCAUUUUUAGCUGUCAUGUGAAUCCCCAAAUAUUUCACUUUUUUUACCACUGUUAAACCUGUCUCAUUCUGAAACCUCUCUUUUUCAAUCAGUGUUAAAUUCUUCUCAAGUACUUUAGUUUUAAACUUAUUCAGCUUAAAACCUGCCACCUGACCAAACUCUUGAAUCAGUUCUAAUGCUCUUUUCGUACUAGAUUCUGGCUCCUGUAAUGUCAAUACAAGGUCAUCUGCAAAUGCUUUCAGUUUAUAUUGUUUCGCUCCGACCGUUAUACCCUUAAUCAAAUGGUCCCUUCUUAUCAUAUUUAACAAAACCUCCAGAACAGAAAUAAAAAGUAAUGGGGAAAUUGGGCAGCCUUGUCGUGUCCCUUUCUCUAUCUUAAUUUCCUCUGUUAUGACAGUGUUAACUAUUAAUUUAGCUUUUGCUCUGAAUAAAUUGCAUUUAUACCAUUUUCAAACUCUUGGCCUACCCCCAUCCCCUGAAGAUUUUUCUUCAUAAAACUCCAAGAAAUAUUGUCAAAGGCUUUCUCUGCAUCCACAAAAAUCAAAACUGCUUUAGUAUUGAUCUCCUCUUGCAGCUUCUCCAGAAUAUCAAUUAUGUUCCUUGUGUUGUCCGAAAGAUGUCUAUCUGGAAGAAAGCCAGCUUGGUCCUUGUGAAUCACUCCAUUUAGCACUUUUUAAGCCUUUUUGCUAAGAUAUCAGCAAAAAUUUUGUAAUCCACAUUUAACAGGGAUAUGGGCCGGUAGUUCUUAAGCUGUGUCUUUUCAGUCUCAACCUUUGGUAUACGUGUAAUAAAUGCGUCUUUCCACGACUCUGGCGCUCUUUUCCCCUCUAGAAUUUCAUUACAAACCUCAGUUAAUGGUCGAAUUAACCAGUCUUUCAAAGUUCUGUAAUAUUUUGAGGUUAAACCGUCCGGUCCUGGAGAUUUUCCCAGCUGCAUAUUCUGGAUGGCACCUUCAACCUCCUGUUCUGUAAUUUUAUAAUUCAACAAUAUCUUGUUAUCCUGAGAAAUUUUUUGUAAUCCAUUAGUUUUCAAAAAUUGCUCUAUCUCAAAUUCUUUCUGAGGCCCUUGUGUAUAUAAUUGUUUAAAAUAUCUCUGGAAACAUUUCCUAGUUGCUUCUGGAUUCUGGAUAUUUUUCCUUCCACUUCCAAAUUAGUAAUAGUAUUAAGUUUUUGUCGUUUCUUCAACUGCCAAGCCAGCAAUUUCCCACAUUUAUUUGCCGAUUCAAAAGUCUUUUGUCUCAUUUGUUUAAUUUUCCAUUCCACUUCUUGAUUUAUUAAUUUCAUAUAUUGCACUUGGUGCAAUUUUAUUUCCCUCAGAAUCUCUUGUGAAUUAGGCUUCACUCUCAAUUUCUUCUCGCCCUCCUUUAUUUUUUCCAGAAUUUUUUCUUUCUUUACGUUUUGGGCCUUCUUCUUAAUUGAAUUCUGUUGAAUCAGGAAGCCCCUCAUAACAGCUUUGCUUGCGUCCCAAAUUACUCUUUUUUCUACAGCUGUAUUCAAGUUUAUCUCAAAAUAGAGGAAUAUAUAAAGAAAAAUAAAUUAAUAGAGAUAGCAGAAGAAGACCAUAAAUUAUUAAAUGAACCAAUAUCAACCGUAGAAAUUAAGCAAUCAAUUAAAAAAUUAAAAAUAGGGAAAUCCCCAGGUCCAGACGGCAUACCAGCAGAAUACUACAAAGAAAUGUUAAAUGAAUUAAUCAACCUACUAAAAGAAGUAAUAGAGGAAGUGGUAGAGAAGGGGAAUAUUCCAGACUCUUGGACUCAAGCGUAUAUAACGCUCCUGCCAAAAUAAGGUACGGACUUGGAAUCUGUCUCAAAUUAUAGACCCAUUUCAUUGUUAAAUUCGGAUUAUAAAAUUUAUGCAGGAUUAUUGGCUAACAGGGUGAAAAAAAUUAUAGGAAAAAUAGUACAUAAAAAUCAGGCUGGAUUUGUGGAAGGCAGACAAAUAAAGGAUAAUAUUAGAAAUACAAUAGACAUAAUGGAAUAUCUACAAGUAAGAAGAGAUAAACAAGCAGCCCUGAUUUCAAUCGAUGCGGAGAAGGCUUUCGAUAAAAUCUCAUGGGAAUUUAUGAAAAAACUAUUAAAAGAAUUGUGUCUAGGUGAAAAAUUCCAAAAAGGUAUAAAUGCAAUAUAUAACCAACAGAAAGCAAAAAUUAUUAUUAAUGGAGAGUUUGGAGAAGAAAUCAAUAUCUUUAAAGGUACAAGACAAGGAUGCCCCCUAUCCCCAAUGUUAUUUAUAAUAGUAUUAGAGGUUCUAUUAAAGAAAAUAAGGCAGGACAACCAAAUAAGAGGAAUAGUAGUUGGUGAAAAAAGAUACAAGUUAAGACGAUGUUAUGAUCACAACAGAAAAUCCCCUACAAUGUACACCUAGAAUAUUGGAAUGCAUAAAAGAAUAUGGCAGAUUAGCAGGAUUCAAAUUAAACUAUGGGAAAACUAAAAUAUUAGUGAAAAAUAUGGACGAAAAAGAUAAAGUGAAAUUACAAGAAAUUACAGGAUUGGAAAUUAAACAGAAAAUAAGGUAUCUUCGAAUAAAUUUAACAACAAACACUAUAGAUUUAAGUAAUGAGAACUAUGGGAAAACAUGGAAUGAAAUAAAAAAUGAUUUGCAAGUAUGGGGGAAAUUAAAUCUUUCUUUACUAGGGAAAAUAUCGGUAAUAAAGAUGAACAUAUUACCAAGGAUGAUGUUUUUAUUUCAAAGUAUCCCAAUACUAGGAGGAGAUAAAUGUUUUAAUAAUUGGAAAAGAGAUUUAGCCAAAUUCGUAUGGUCAGGGAAAAAGCCAAGAAUAAAACACAAAAUAAUGAUAGAUAAGGAGGAGAGAGGAGGAUUUGGUCUCCCUGACAUGGAGUUAUAUCAUGAUGCGGUGGGUCUGACCUGGCUAAAAGAAUGGAUCAAAUUAGAUGACUCGGAUGUAUUGGAUUUAGAGGGAGUAGAGACGAGAUUUGGAUGGCAUGCCUAUCUAAUAGAUGAAAAAGUCAAAGUACAUAAAGGCUUCCUAGGACAUAUAGUUAGAAAGUCUAUAUAUAAAAUAUGGGAGAAAUAUAAAAGACUCCUAGAACCGAAACUCCCUGGUGGGCAUCGCCGGCAGAAAUUGUUGCAGUGAAAAAAUUAAAUAUGAAAGAAAAUUGGGCUACCUAUAAAAUUUUAUUAAAGGAAGAAAACGGAGAAUUGGAAUUAAAGGAUUAUACAGAAAUUAAAGCUCAUAUUAGUGAUUGGUUCCAAUAUAUUCAAAUUAAGUAUAGAUUAGCGAAAGACAAAAAGUUAGGAUUUGAAAAAGAAAUAUCAAAAUUUGAUAAACACUUAAUACAAGAAAAAUCAAAAAAUAUAUCUAAAUUGUACAAUCUGAUUUUAGAGUGGGAAACAAAGGAUGAAUUGGUUAAAGCGUCAAUGAUUAAAUGGGCACAAGAUAUUGGGAAAAAUAUUAUGUUUGAACAAUGGGAAAAAUUGUGGAAAGAAGAUAUGAAAUUCACUAUGUGUUAUAUAUUGAAAGAAAAUUGCCUCAAAAUGCAACAUAGAUGGUAUUUAACACCUGAAAGAAUAGCAAAAAUGAAUAAAAAUUGUAGUGAUGUCUGCUGGCGAUGCAACACUGGAAAAGGGACUAUGAUACAUAUUUGGUGGAACUGUUUAAAUAUCAAACAAUUUUGGGAAAUAAUUUAUAACGAAAUGAAAAAAAUGUUCAGAUAUUCAUUUAGGAAAACACCAGAAGGUUUUCUAUUGGGAAUAGUACCAGGAAGCCUAAAGGAAGAAGACAAGACCUUAUAUUUAUACGCAACAGUAGCCGCAAGGCUAUUGAUUGCGAAAAACUGGAAAAGUGGUAUUGUACCGACAAAAAUAGAGUGGCUUGCCAAAUUAGUGGAGUACUACAAUAUAUCCAAAACAAUGGGAGAAAUUGGAAGGAUCUCAAAAGAGAAGAUAGAUAGGGACUGGAAGGUGUUUUAGAGAUACUUGCAAAAACAUAUCGAAAAAUCAGAACACCUAUUAGAAUAAACAAGUUCCGUUUCAAACACUGAAAUACUGAAUAAGAUGGAUAACAAUGUGUAAUAGAAAAAGAAGUGUGAAAUUAGGCUAAAGGUGUGUGAAAGAAAGUAAUAGAAGUGGAAAGAAAUUGCAAUUGAGUAGAUUGGAAGUCUAACACAAAGGUGGGGUGAGGGGUGGUGGAUGGUGAUGGGAAAAGGAAUUAUUUGUGGGAUUGAGUGUAAGGAUCUUUGAACACUUUUAAGGAUUGUAUGUAAAAAAAAAGAAAAGAAAAAAAGGAAGUGGUAGGCUGGCCCCACCUCAACCCCACCUGGCUCUGUGUGGAGAUAGGACUUCCAGCUCCGUUCCUUCCAGAGGGGGAGAGAGUAUUGUUAGAACUUGGGGCGGCAAAGCAGGCUGGGUAGGGAGGAGGUGGGUACAGCACUCUCUCCUAGAACACCAGGAGAAGGGACAAUAUAUGCCUGCUUAGACACAGCAUAUGCCUGCAGGUUCAUCCAGGAAGAGAGACUCUCAUGAGUAAGGGCUGCACUCAUGAUGGCUUUUAGCUGGAUGAGUGGACAUGGAGAAGUGGUUGAAACAACUACUCAGCAGUCUUGAGGUUAGUGUAAUGGAAACUGAACCCAGGCGCCUUGGCCACUCUUCAUAGAUCAGACCCAUCCCAGUCAACCCUUUGUCCUGUCGGAACUCUGAGACUGAAAUAGCUCUUUUCCUUGUGCCGAGUCUGUACCAUUUCCUUACAAGAAAGAGAAUCACAGGACAUGUUUUGGGGUGGGAGCCAGGGCAUUGAAGCCAGUGGCUUCAAGGAUCAAAAUCCCCCGGGAAGCAAUUGGAGCAUAUUGAGCAACAACAACCAGUGUUGUUCUAGGGUAAUGCCACAGGUUCUCCUCCCUGCUGCUAGUAUAAGAAGAACACUGCUGGAUCAGGCCAAAGGUUCAUCUAGCCCUUUUAUCUCACCUUUCAACACCCAUCAUGUUUCCUCAAGAUCAUUCUUCAAUAUAUUGAGUUUACCCCCUGAAAUCUUUUUCAUUAAGGACUCAUGUUUUCAGACUAGAGAUCCUGUAGUUCUGUUUUAAACUCAGGUCCAAGAUGUGGCUGUUUUGGGGAGUGGCCUGCUUUGUCCAACAGGCUCUGACAUCUGAAGAAUUCAGCAGCAGAAGACAUCUGAAUCCUCAACAAUUUAUGACUAUUGUAAGUUAAUAAUUCAGAUGGCCUUGAAAACAGUGGACCAGGAUCCUUAUAAUUUCAUUUUUAAAACAGUUUUCAAGAGCACAUGCAUUUCCAGGAAGAAACUCCAUGCUUGGCAGGAGUUAUUUCAAACUGCAAAUUAAUCUGAUCGUAUUUGAAACAAUACUCUCUUGGCUGAUUAACUGAUCUAGAAGACACAGUUAGCUUUGAUAACUCCUUCUCGGAGCAGAGUUUUAGGAGCCUGGCUCCUCAGUGUAAAUGUUGACAUUUGCCACACAGGCAUUAGCUGAAGCCUUAGACAGCAGAUUCAUUAUAUUUCUCAUGGUGAGAGAUUUCUUUGUAGUUGCUUACAAUACAGAUUUGGUGUCUUGCAUCAGAUCAGUAUAGAUUUCCUUUUUGUCUUUUUGUUGUGGAAUGGAGAAAACCACAAUCUCUCUGUGGUUAUGUACACUUCACACAAAUAUACCCAGAUGGGGGAAAGGGGGAAUAAAUUUGAUUCAGUUCGCAUUUCAAGCUGAAUCUACAUGAUUUGCAUUUUCUGGAACAAUACACAAAGCCGUCCUUCAAAAUUGGCACGUCUCCAAUUUUUGUGUGCUGUUCUCCAGCCAAGUAAUGGAAAAAGAAAUGCAUAUAGCAUAGUAAAGUGUUUUUAAAAAUACAUAUACAAGUGAAAAUAGCAUACAAAAAAAUCAUUUUAUUAGGCAAAAAAAGGUGUGUUUUGGGCUAACUUGCAUACAAUCAUGUGUACAUCAUGAAAGUUUAGGGGAGGGAUAGGAAACCUAAGGCCCUCCAGAUGUUGUUGGACUACAACUCCCAUAAUCCUUGACCCUUGGCCAUGCUGUCUGGGACUGAUAGGAACUGGAGCCCAGCUAUAGCCACAGAUUUCCCAUUCCUGGUGUAGGACUAGGAAAGUUACUUCACAAUAAUCUUGGCCCUCAGAGGUUUUUGUUCUUUGAGAUAUUCAAGCAGUUGUCCCAGAAAUCGAAUGAUCAGAUUUAUUUAUUUUUUAAUCUAGCAUUUCUAUUUCCAUCCUUCUCCACUCACAGCCCGAAGUUAUCCAGUAUUGGGGAUACCCCAGUGAAGAGUAUACAAUCCUGACAAGGGAUGGCUAUUACCUGCAGGCAAACAGAAUUCCACAUGGAAGACAUAGUUCUGGGAAGAUAGGUAAUUUUGAAAUUUAGCAGUAAAUGCAUUAAAAUGCCACAUGCCACGCCUGAUAUCCCUAUGUUCAAUGUUACCCAGACUUCACUGUUUUUUCUUUCACUCAACUUUAUUUGGAAGCAAUAUUAUAAAUAAAGGGAGAAAUUGUUGCAAGUUGGCUGAAAUCACUUGAGUUGUGCUCAGUUGUAAACACACUUAAUGAUUCCUUCUUCAUUAUAUCUGAGCAACAAGGUUUCCCAGAUUAAACAAUAAUUCCAAAUUAUCAACAGUUAGAAUAAUUAUGCAGUCUUCUAUUCAUAGCAGAACACUAUGAAAUAUCUUCAGUGGCGUGGGGUUUGGUUGAGUGGCUUUCUUAUGCCUUUUCAAAAAUCAGUGCAAAUAUUAACUAUCUCCUGAUUCUUAGGAGAGUUGUUUAGAAACAGCCACAGCAGUUGUGGUCUCUCUUCAGCGGUAGGCAGCAAUCACCUCAGAGACACAGCAUUUCACCCACAGGAGAGGCAAGACCUGCCCACCUUCUCACCUCACCUACUUCUGCUACCUUUUGCCAAUACUUCAGCACUGCCUCUCUGGAUUGCUUGGGAAAAGUAGGCGGGGACAUGUUGGCAGAAGAGAAAGUGGGUGGGAAAAGAAGGGUCAUGGCGUUUUAUGUAGGCUUACACAAAACAUCGUUGCUAGUCUUCACACAAUCAAUGAAAACAUUUUCUGAGGUUCUAGGAAACGUCUGGCUCACCUCCUUUGUACCCCCUGCACCCUACUCUGCUUGGCCUUGAGCUAGAUACCAGUAGGAAAUGUUGGUGCUCUGUGAGUGCCCAUUCUCUAUCUAAUGUUGUCUUUGUUUUCCAGGGCCUAAGUCAGUUGUGUUAUUGGUACCUGGUAACUUUUGUGAAGGCAGGAGCUGGAUUUCAAAUCUUCCCAGCAAUAGUCUGGGAUUUGUUCUAGCAGAUGCUGAUUAUGAUGUCUGGAUAUUAAAUAACAGGGGGACCACCUGGUCUAGAAGACAUCAGCACUUCUCAGUAGACCAAGAAGAAUUUUGGAAUUUCAGGUAAGUACAAGGGGCUAUUGUUGCUUGGAUGGAAGGGAUGCUUUUCCUGAGAACUUUCCCAGGACUCAGCUAGAUUAGUAAAGAAAAAGUGUUUUAGAUGCAUUGUAUAGGCAAUAUAACACUGUGAAACCAGAUGGCACUGUGGAGUUCUGUCUUUCCCAACUGGAUUUCCCUAUAUGAUUUUACAAUGUGUCUAACUGAAAUGCUUCAUAGAUGUGUUUAUUUUUAUCAUCAUCAUCAUCAAUCUUUAUUACGGUCAAGAGACCCAACAAAUCAUUACACAGCAAUACACAAUUCAGACAGCCUGUUGUUGUUGUUGUUUAGUUGUUUAGUCGUUUCUGAAUCUUCGUGACCCCAUUGACCAGAGCAUGCCAGGCACUCCUGUCUACCUCCAGGUUAAACAGGAGCGUCUCCACCCCCAUCGUUCUACCCAGACACUGAGGUCCAGCGUACAGGGCCUUCUGGCCGUUCCCUCACUGCAAGAAGCCAAGUUACAGGGAACCAGGCAGAAGGCCUUCUCGGUAGUGGCGCCCGCCCUGUGGAAUGCCCUCCCACCAGAUGUCAAAGAGAACAACAACCACCAAACUUUUAGACGACAUCUGAAGGCAGCCCUGUUUAGGGAAGCUUUUAAUGUUUGAUGUAGUCCUGUAUUCUAAUAUUUGGCUGGAAGCCACCCAGAGUGGCUGGGGAAGCCCAGCCAGAUGGGCGGGGUAUAAAUCGUAAAUAAUAAAUAAUUAUAAAUAAUAAAUAACAAAUUAUUAUUAUUAUUAUUUUGUUCAGACUUAAGGAUAGGGAUCAUUGGUUCUUGCAACCACCGAUAAAAACUUCGCCACUGCUAAUGUUCUAGCGUUUGUCCGGUCUUCCAGUAGGAACCUGACAUAGUGAGCCUCUGAUUUUCCCGGGAAAGGUAAUUUCCCAGGCAAGGGUAAUUUCAGUUCAGCCACCCAGAUCAGAAUUUUAAUUUAAUUUUGGGGAAUUUUAAUCAUGGCACCACACUCCACAUAAUAUCAGAGGGUAGUGACCACCCCCCCAAAGCAUUUCUUACUCUUGCCCCUGCACUGUGGAAUGCCCUUCCGUCUUCCAUAUGUAAAGCAUCAUCAGUGUGAUUCCGAACAUCGUUCCUGAUGUAGAUCUUCAUUCUCCACUUGGUUGUAAUGAAGACAUUUAUUGCCACCUUGUCCCUGGUGUAGAUCUUCACUCACUGCUUCCUCCCUGGAGGGAAGUGGUCCAAUUUUGUGGUUCACCUCCAGUGCCAGAAUAUCUUAGGCCAGUCCUAAUACAACUAGCAUAUAAGACCAUGAACAAUUUGGCAUUUAGAUUACCUGAUAAAUGGCCCACUCUUCUACAAAUCUGUUAGUUCCUCCAGACAUAUUGUGAAGAUACACCAUUUUGCCCAGAUGUUCCAGGAUGUACACCUUUUAGACUGCGUAAGGGGACUUCUGAAUUACCAUUUAAAUUUAACACAGUUGAGCAGUUUCAUAUAAUUUCAUAUAAUUCUUUAAAAUUAUCCUUUAACAUGUGGACAACGUACAUAUUUGAGAACCUAUUGGGCUAGUUUAAGGGUGAUAUAAAUAUUUAAAUAAAUCAUAAAUAUAUAUUUACUCUUUCUCUCCUUACUCUUUCCAUAGGACAAUAAGCUUACAACGUUAUCCUCCAAAAGUAAGGGUAUCAUAUGUAAUGUAUGGUACCUUUUGUAUUUAGACAUUAAUGUCCACAACUGUAUGCAAUUGCAGACAGGCAAAAUUUCAGCUAUAUUCUGUGUUUUUCUUUCAGCUUUCAUGAAAUGGCAAUUUAUGAUAUUCCAGCAGCCAUAGACUUUAUUCUGCAGAAAACUAAGCAAAAAAGGCUGUAUUAUAUUGGCCAUUCCCAGGGAGGUACAUUGGGUAAGUUAAUAAGAAAAGAAUGAAAUACCUUUUAUUUUCUUGCCUUUUUGCAUUAUCAGGGACUUGCUGGGGGUGUGGUCCAGUCUCAGGACUAUUGGGAAGACUAGUUCAGAAAAGAAAAAGACAGAUUAAAGCAUAGCUUUUAAAAAAGAAAAGAAAAAGCAGAGUUCACAUACGUUCCAUGAGAAAGUCUUUUCAGGAUCAGGACUUCAGUAUACAGGAUCAGGUACCGUAUACAGCUCUUAUCAGUUCCACAGCCAUGAAGAAUGUCCAUCUGUGGUGCAAAUAAAUUCAUUGAAUGACAGGCAUUUCAAAAGAAGAGGGAUGGGAAACUUUUGACCUUGCAGAAAUCUUGUUUUUUUUUUAAAAAAAAUAAUAUUUAUUAAUUUUCCAACAGUUUAAACACUACAAAAAACAAAACAACAACAACAACAACAAUACAAUACAAUAAAAAACACUACAAAACACUAACACAUAAAACUAACAAAACAAAACAAAAACCAUUUAAAACACAUCAAACAAUUUCAAUAUCAUAUCUUUCAUUCACUUAUUUCCAUGACCUCCUCACACCUCCCUUUUUGUAUUCCACUUCUGUUAAUUGUUUCAGCAAUUCCUUUCCAUCUUCCUCUGUUUUCUAUCCUAUAAUUAUCUUAACACAUUUUAACCUUAUUUUUCCCCUUUAAUACUCUAUUAAUCUAUUUAUACUUAAUUCCUUAUAACUUUUCUACUAAAGCCAUAGAACUUCAUUCCAACAUUUUUCUAAUAUUCAUUAAUUUUACAGUAUUUCUGUAAAUAGUCUUUAAACUUUUUCCAGUCUUCUUCCACCGACUCUUCUCCCUGGUCUCGGAUUCUGCCAGUCAUUUCCGCCAUUUCCAUAUAGUCCAUCAACUUCAUCUGCCAUUCUUCCCGGGUGGGUAAAUCUUGUGUCUUCCAGUACUUUGCCACGAGUAUUCUUGCUGCUGUUGUUGCAUACAUUAAAAAAGUUCUAUCUUUCUUUGGCACCAUUUGGCCGACCAUGCUCAGGAGAAAGGCCUCUGGUUUCUUCAGAAAAGUGUAUUUAAAUAUCUUUUUCAUUUCAUUAUAAAUCAUCUCCCAGAAUGUCUUAAUCCUUGGGCAUGUCCACCAAAGGUGAAAGAAUAUACCUUCAGUCUCAUUACAUUUCCAACAUUUAUUGUCGGGCAAAUGGUAAAUUUUUGCAAGCUUGACUGGUGUCAUGUACCACCUAUAAAUCAUUUUCAUUAAAUUUUCUCUUAGGGCAUUACAUGCCGUGAAUUUCAUACCUGUGGUCCAUAACUGUUCCCAGUCAGCCAUCAUUAUGUUAUGUCCAACAUCUUGUGCCCAUUUAAUCAUAGCUGAUUUCACCAUUUCAUCCUGAGUGUUCCAUUUCAACAGCAAGUUAUACAUUCUUGACAAAUUCUUAAUUUUUGGAUCCAACAAUUCUGUUUCCAAUUUUGAUUUUUCCACCUGGAAACCAACUUUUUUGUCCAAAUUGUAUAUGUAAUGGUUCUAGGGGUUGCUUGUGUGUAAAUCAACACCACCCUUGGCUGGUUGCCUGAGUGAACCCUUUCUGUCUGGACAGCCACGCGCCCGUGACUGUCUCAAUCACUGGCAGAAUCCGUUAGUGGGCGUUUUUUGAACUUCUUCCAGCAAAGAAGCUCUUUGACGCUUAUUCUCCGCCUAGCCUCCCUGCGCCAGAAGCCUUCUGCGCAGGGAGGGUGUGGGCAUCGGAGGACCCGAGCUCUCCUCACUGGUUCCCGGCGAAGAGUCUUGGAGCCACCUCACCGAUUCCCCCAUCUGCCCCCCUUCUCCACUGGUGUUACGCUGAUUUCCUUCCCCAGAUGAUGUGCUGCUUCUCUCCCUCCUGGGACACUCUCCGGAACCCCUAUGGAGCCCUCCCUCUCCCUCUGGCUCCGAUGGCAGUUCCCUGACAGUAUACCUCCAUUAUUUGGUAAUAAUGGAGCCAAUCUCGCACUUUGUUUUUCAGUUUUUCAAAGCUCUGCAAUUUUAUUCUGUCUCCAUCUUGUUCCAAAAUUUCCCAAUAUUUCGGCCAUUUGACCUCCAUAUUGAGUUUUUUCUGUGCCUUCGCUUCCAUUGGUGACAACCAUCUUGGAGUUUUCUUUUCUAACAAAUCCUUAUAUCUUAUCCAAACAUUAAACAAUGCUUUUCUAACAAUAUGGUUUUUAAAUGCUUUAUGUGCUUUUACCUUAUCGUACCACAAAUAUGCAUGCCAGCCAAAUACAUUGUUGAAACCUUCUAAAUCCAACACAUCAGUGUUUUCAAAAAGCAGCCAUUCUCUCAGCCAGCAAAAAGCAGCUGAUUCAUAAUAAAGUUUAAGGUCUGGCAGGGCAAAUCCACCUCUUUCUUUGGCAUCAGUUAAUAUCUUAAAUUUUAUUCUAGGCUUCUUGCCCUGCCAAACAAAUCUGGAGAUAUCUUUCUGCCACUUCUUGAAACAAUCCAUCUUAUCCAGAAUUUGCAAUGUUUGAAACAAAAACAACAUCCUUGGCAACACAUUCAUUUUUAUCACACCAAUUCGGCCUAACAAUGAUAACUUCAAAUUUGUCCAUAUUUCUAAGUCCUUUUUCACUUCAGUCCAACAUUUUUCAUAAUUAUCCUUAAAUAAAUUCACAUUUUUGGCAGUCAUGUUAACCCCUAAGUAUUUCACUUUCUUAACCAAUGUUAGUCCUGUCUCCUCCUGAAAUUUCUCUCUCUCAUUCACAGUUAAGUUUUUCUCUAAAACCUUAGUUUUCAUCUUGUUCAACUUAAAACCUGCUACCUGUCCGAAUUCUUGAAUUAGUUCCAAUACCCUUUUAGUACUAGAUUCUGGCUCCUGUAGAGUCAAUACUAAGUCAUCAGCAAAUGCUUUCAGUCUGUACUGUUUAGCUCCCACUUGUAUACCUUUAACCUCUUGGUCCUUUCUAAUCAUAUUUAACAAAACCUCGAGGACCGAUAUAAAAAGCAAUAGAGAAAUUGGGCAACCUUGUCGGGUCCCUUUCUCAAUCUUAAACUCUUCUGUCACUACAUUGUUCACAAUUAAUUUCGCCUUUUGUUCAGAAUAAAUUGCACCUAUACCAUUUUCAAAGCUUUGACCUACCCCCAUCCCCUGUAGAUUCUUCUUCAUAAAACUCCAAGAAAUGUCAAAGGCUUUCUCUGCAUCCACAAAUAUCAGAACUGCCUUAGUGUUGAUAUUCACUUGUAGUUUUUCUAAAAUAUUAAUUAUAUUCCUCGUGUUGUCAGACAAAUGUCUGCCCCGAAGAAAGCCCGCUUGGUCUUUAUGAAUUUCUUCUGCUAGCACCUUUUUUAAUCUUUUAGCCAAAAUAUCUGCAAAAAUUUUGUAAUCCACAUUAAGCAACGAUAUGGGGCGGUAGUUCUUGAGCUGUGUCUUUUCAGUCUCUGUUUUCGGUAUAAGUGUAAUGUAAGCUUCCUUCCACGACUCUGGUGCCUUUCUCCCUUCCAAUAUUUCAUUACAAAUUUCCUUCAAUGGUUGUAUUAACCAUUCUUUCAAAACUCUGUAGUAUUUUGAGGUCAAGCCAUCUGGUCCUGGAGAUUUACCUAAUUGCAUGCUCUGAAUGGCCCCUUCCACCUCCUGAUCCAUUAUUUUGUAGUUCAACAUUAGCUGUUUUUCCUGAGAGAUUUUAUGUAAUCCAUUUAUUUUCAGAAAUCGAUCAAUGUCCAUUCCUUUCUGCUUCUCCUGUGUAUAAAGUUGUUUAAAAUACCUCUGAAAACACUUCCUGAUCUCCACUGGGUUCUGUAUAUUCUUUCCUUCCACUUCCAAAUUCGUAAUAGUAUUGAGUUUUUGUCUUUUUUUCAUUUGCCAGGCCAACAAUUUUCCACAUUUAUUUGCCGAUUCAAAUGUCUUUUGCCUCAUCUGUUUAAUCUUCCAUUCUAUUUCCAUUCUAUUUCCUGAUUCAUCAGCUUCGUAUAUUGUACUUGAUAUAAGUUUAUCUCUUUCAGGAUCUCCUGUGACUUUGGUUUUGCUCUCAGUUUCUUCUCUCCUUCCUUUAUUUUCUCCAGGAUUUUAUCCUUUUUUUCAUUCUGAGAUCUCUUCUUAAUUGCAUUCUGUUGUAUUAGAAAUCCUCUCAUGAGCGCUUUGCUUGCGUCCCAAAUUACUCUUUUUUCCACUGUAGUUUUCAUAUUUAUCUCAAAAUAAUCUCUUAGAGUUUUUUGGGCCUUCUUGGUCACCUCUUCGUUCCUGAACAGAGUAUCAGGAAUCCUCCAUCUAAAGGAUGGUUCAUCCUCCAUCUAAAGGAACCCAUUGGCGUCAAUUUCAUUUCCAUCUUCACAGCAUUAUGGUCAGAACAAGUUUUGGGGCAAAUCUCCACAUUGCUUAUCUUCGGAGCCAGUCCCCUAGUUACCCAGAUUUGGUCAAUUCUUGUCCAUGUCAUUUUAGCCUCAGAGAAAAAAGUUCCCUCUCUACCCAGAGGAUUCUUCAUUCUCCAAAUGUCAACUAAAUCCAUAUUGUCCGUCAUGUCAAAAAAGGUUUUUGGUAGUCUACCAUCUUUGCUGACUACCUGUCUCUGUGCCUUGUCCAUAUUUGUAGACACCACUCCAUUCAUAUCUCCCAUCAAGAUCAUAUUAUAGUCCAUAUAAUCCAUCAGAGUCUCGUGUAGUUUCUUAAAGAGCUCCGAUUUUCCUUCAUUUGGUGCAUAAAUACCUACAAUCAGGAAUUUUUCUCCUUGUGAUUGAAUUUCAAUUGCAAUAAAUCUUCCUUGGUCAUCUUUGAAUAUAAAUUUCGGUGAUAGGCUCUCCUUUGCAUAAAGGACCACUCCCCUUUUUUUGACUUUGUCUGAUGAGAUAAAUUCUUGGCCCAGUCUUUUAUUACUCAAUAUCUUCCUAUGUAGCCUUAUCACAUGUGUUUCUUGUAAACAAAUCAAGUCCAAAUGUUCUUUUUUCAAUAAAUGAAAGACUCUUCGCCUUUUUUCUGGGGAGUUCAGUCCAUUCACAUUCCAACUCAAAACCUGCAACCCCAUCAUGUAAUUACGCUGAUGUUCCUCCAACUGCACCUAAUGCUUGCUCUUCUUCUGAUGGUGGUGGUGAUGACACGUUCACUGGGAGGUCCAAGGAUAAUGCUGAUAUGUCCAAUAUUUCCUUAUUUGGUGAUCUCCUAUCCAAUGCUCUUUGCUCUAGUCCUCUAUCUGGUGAUCUUCUGUUCGAUGCUCUUGGCUCUUCUCCAAGUCCCUUCUGAAGAUCUUCUUUGUAUUUAUACAAAAACUUUACUUUAUCUUCUACUGAUCUUAUUUUUAUUUUCCUUCCUUUGAAACUGAAAGAUAGGCCUUGGGGAAACUCCCACCUAAAGAUGAUUUUAUUCCUUCUCAGCAGAGCAACAAUAUCUCUGAAGUUAGGCCUAAGAUCCAAAAGAUAUUUCGGGACGUCUUUAAAAAUUUCCACUCUUGACUGUUGUAUUUCUAGAUUCUUCUGGUAAUGCCAACCCAAAAUUCUAUGUCUCUCUUCUUUGGUAUGAAGAGUGAUCAAACAGUCCCUUAUUCUAUUCUUCUCUUUUUUUACUCCUCUUCCAAGCCUGAAGGCCCUCACAAUUCUAAACUCUUCUUGCUCCAAGUCCAAGUCCCAAAAGUCAGCAAAUUCCUGUGUGAGAAAGUCUGUCAAACUUUCCUUCUCCAAUUCAGGUAGGGCUCUGAUCCUCAAAUUCGUCUGUUUUUCUUAAAGUUCAAUCAUAGCAAGCGUCAACUUAUGUUCAUCAAGUUACCUCUGUAGGGCUGGGACUCUCUCUCCAGUUGUGUUACUUUACAUUCCGCAGCAACUGCUUUCUCCCUGGCUUCCUCCGCAGUCUGCCGUAUCAAAAUAGAUUCCUGUAUCAAUUUCUGGAUGGUCUCUGUAUUGGUAUUCACCUUUUGUCCCAGAUUAUUUAUACUUUCUGUAUUUAAGUCAAUUUUAGUAGUUGCAGCAUCCACUUUCACAUUUGUCGCAUCUACUUUCUUGUUAAGCUGUUCCAAUGAAUCAUUUAUCUUAUUUAAUGCAACCGCUAAAGCCUCUUCUGUCGACAUUCCUCUUGAUUUGGAGUGUACUGAUGUGGAAGCAGCUGCCGAGGAGGCAGGGAGGCCUUGUGUUGAGCCUCUCCUGGGUUGCUGCCAAGUCCUCCCAGACCUUAGUGUUUUUUUCAGCAGUUGACUGAUCUAUUUUUUCCUUUCCAUCUGCCAUAACACUCAAAAGAUUCAAGGUCAGUCCCAGAGUCUCACAAUUUUUAUCUUACAGCUGGAAAUUCCCCUAGCCCAGAUCUUGUAAAGCCACCAGUUUCAAAGGCUUCCACUAGGGGGAAACAGUUUCUAUUUAUAUUAGUCAGUAAUGUCCUCUUUUAGACACAGUUCAAACAAUCCAAAGCUAGUUUCAAUUUUCAGUUACUUUUACUAUUUUUUAAAGGCAGCCGGAGACAGUAGAUACAAUGUAUCUUCUCUUGUGCUAGCUGUCAAUGAACGUUCCAAACACUGUCAAUGAACAUUCCACCAGACGUCAGUCCUGCUAGCAGCUCGUUCCCAGGGUCAGAGCGGCGGUAUUUUAGCUCUCUUUGCUCUCUCCUGCAGGCAUACUCAGUCCACAACUUCCCCCCCUCUUCUCCUGCCUCCAAGGGGGGGAUUUAAUGUUCUUUACCGAUGGAAAUUUAGUCUUUUGCAAAAGGCUUUCUAAGACUUCAGCUUGCAACCUUAUUGCCUCAGUCUAUUUACAAAAGGGGAAGGCGGACUUUCUGUUUUGAACCUCCCCAUUACAAUUCCAAAUUAAACGUUUAAACAUCCAAUUCUCCCACUUCAGCUCUACUCACGGGUAAUUACUUUAGAGUCAAAUUGUCCACAGGAAAAAGUCAGCGCUCUCCGACAACAGCUAUGCGGCUUCGCUCCGUGGAAGAAGCAAACGAUUCGAAGCACCGCACCGCUCACUCCACGUCGCUCCGGAUCCCCGAAACCGGGUUUCCCUGCGAGUAGGGGAGGCGCAAAAGGUGCCCGCCGAAUCCCACGCUCACAGGCUUCUCCCGCCUGUGAUUUUAACGGGUCUCCGCCUUCGCCGUGGCGGCCAGACCCAGAUUCCCAUGGAGCAAAUUCCUCCCGAUCAGAGGAAUUCCACCAUUACCGGGGAGUGCCACAGGUUUUUUUAAAUCUCUUAUUUGUUUGUUUGUUUGCAAGUGCUAUGUUUAGAAUUGUUUCUUUUUUUCCAGGUUUUAUUGCCUUUUCAACCAUGCCACAGCUUGCUCAAAAGGUUAAACUCUUCAUGGGCCUGGCUCCUGCCUACACAUGCGAAGGCAUCAAAGGACUCCUUUCCUUAAUUCUACGCUUUCCUCAAGAAUUGAUAAGAGUAGGUAUUAUUCAAGGCCCAUAAUUCUAAUAUAUAUUUUUCUUCUGCAUCUUUAUGGAGAGUUAGUCUUCCUGCCAUCCACUUCAUUUCCUUAUGUUGAGUGUGAGCUUGAAGAAUUAGAAGGUUUGGAUCACAUGAACAUUUGUAGCAUGAUAAGGUCCAAGUAGCCAAGUAAGAUUGUCUUCCAAGAACACGGUCUUAACAGUGAGUCCCUAAGUGACUGUGAAGGCCAAUUCUGGAUCCACAUGUCCUUCCACAAUGCUUUUUGGUGGCUCCUCCCAGACAGGAUGAAGACUCUGUCACAGUCAGGGAUGCUAGAAAGGAAUGGUUGACAUUCCAACCUGCAUGCGUCACAACCAGUACCAUUUGCAUUCUGCUGCUGUUUAGCUUCUGCCAAAUACUCUGUUAUUCAUCUUACUGUCCACUAUUGAGAAUGCCCUUUUCCAGGACCCCACUCCCAAACUUUUAAGGAACUAUCAAGAAGGCCCCAUCUGCCAAUCUUAACACCUGAGAGGUUGUGUGGGAAGAAGUUGUUGGAGAGCACCCCCUUAGAAAUCUCUCCUCAGCUAUCCAGAGCCAGGCCACAUCAAAACCUGGCAGCAAAAUUGCCUAGAAUGCCCAGGCAUAUCACCCUGAGUGUGCUUGAAGAAAAGUGGUAUAUAACUGUAACAUAAAGGAUAUCUGUUCCUAACAGGAACCUCAAUGUUUCCUUCCAAGAAAGGGCAAUUAUUUAGUAAUGCUUCACAUUUUUUUAAUUUUAUCUUUACAGCCUAUAUGCGGCAAUAAAGAAUUCUGUUUUUUCUAUUACAAACUAAAAGCCAACAAUGCCAAGUUGUGCAGCUAUCCAGGGAUUGACAAACUUUGUCUCCAAAUCAUGUCCUUAUUCCAAGGACACAAUGAGAAAAACCUAAAUGUGGUAGGUAGUUUUAUUCUCUAUCAUUUAUUCAUUUAUUUCUUUUUGAAAGAACUUGCUGUGUACAUAUACAAAACAACAAAAGAAAAUCAAUCAAACAAAAUAGAGUAUUUGCCAUAAUUUUGAGUUCCUUUACAUAGUUCUUCCAUGUUGAAAUUCUAGAGGCCUCUUUUAAUAAAUGUUGAUCUAUCUUUUAAAAUUUAUUUUCAAAAUUAACUUCUCGUCUAGUUGGUAGUUGGUCAUUUACAUGUGGCCAUAGAAGAGGAAAUGCACAGCACUACAAAAACCAAAGAAGCUUCAGAGUGACUAAUUUUAGCUGCUUAUGCUAAUUUCCAGAUGCAAAGUUAGAAGGAAUUACUACUGUAGGGCAGGCUGUGACCAGGUGACCUCUCUGCCUGCUCCAUGUGCUGUCCAGGUGCUCACUGUUGAGAGGCAACUUCAAGGCCCCUGUUCUUCCUUCUUAUGGCUCUUUAUCAGCUGGAUUCACUAUGGGUGGGGGAUACACAUCUAGGUACCCAGACAGCUCUUCAUCAGAAACCUGCUUCCUUGUGCUACAUGCUGCACUACCUUGAUUGCCAUGACCUAUUGCUUUGUAAAUAAAUGUGUUCCUUGAAAAUUUUUCAAGAAUGUGAAUAUAAAAAGCAUUUUCUUUUCUAUUAUUCUUCCAGAGUCGAGCAGAUGUGUAUCUUGGAAUUUACCCUGAUUUUACUUCUGUAAAAACUAUCAUACACUGGAGUCAGGUAUGUUCUAACAAAUACCUUCUCAGCAUUUGAAAACAUGGGAGUCAAAAGUCUGACAUUUCGACUUGCCUGUUUAGUUUCUCAUGUUUCUGUUUUGGUACUAAGGUUUCGAUUUCAUUUUAUAAAAGUGUAGUUUUCCAGAUUACCAGACCACUCAAAAGUUAUAUUCUAGAUAUUCAAACAAUAUUCAAACAUGAGCUAUAACAACUCUUUGGAUCUCAUGGGAAGAACAUAGGAAGCUGCCCUUUAUUGAAUCUGCCCAUUGCUCCUUUCAGUUCAGUAUUGUCUACUCUCACUGGGAGCAGCUGUCCAGGGUUGCAAAUUGUAGUAUCUCCCAGCCCUACCUGGAGUUGCAAGGAAUUAAAUCCGGAACCCUCUGAGUUCAAGGCAGAGACUCUAUCACUGAUCUAUGGCUCUUUCUGAAUAUUUAAUUUUGACAUUAUAAUUCUUCCUUAUGUUCUUUCGCCAUUGCUUAUGCUCCUUGCUGCUGAGUUCUACAAGGGAAACAAUGAGACUAAGUAGGAAGCUGACAGGCAGGCAGCGGGUGGGUGGAGGAGGGAAGAUGGAGGUUGGUGGGGUACUGCCCCAUGCACCCGAGUGCACUAACAUCCACUGGUGCUGGGAAUCCUCACAUUACGCAGAAGGUGAAACAUAUUGCACUGGUCUUGGCAGCUGAAGAUUAGUGAAGGCUGGGCAAAAGAAGAGGUCAAUAUUGUGGGCACAGGCACCAAUUCUAUGGGGUGAGGAUAGCUCCUCCCUCCCAACAUAUGCAGGAAUGGGGCUGAACGCCUUCAAUAUUGAGGGGCCGGGCUCAGUUUUUUAAUAUUUUCUCACAAAUGAGGAUGAUAGAUAUGUUAAUAACCUUCUACCUGACUUUCCAGAGACACCACUGUUUUAAGCAGAGCUUAUGGUCCUAUCAUUGGCCAGGGUGGAUGGGUGGGAAUUCUGAUACUGUCAAACCUCGGUUUCCGAACAGCUCCAUUUUGGAACGCCUUGGCUCCCGAAUGCCAAAAACCUGGAAGUAAAAGUUCCCAUUUUUGAAUGCUUUUAUGAAGCCAAACAUCUGACGCGGCUUCUCUUUGAGUUCAACAACCAAAGUUUGACUGUAACCAAGAUCUCUAGAGUUUGAAUUUUCUUGUGGCCCUCCAUCUUUCAAGAGGAUUUUGUUUUUUGAACAUGCACCAAAUUUCAAAUUGUGUAUAAGUCUUUUCCAUCUUUUUAGGUUGCUAAAACCAACCAAUUUAAGUAUUUUGAUUAUGGAUCAAAGAACAAAGCUGUCUACAACAUGGUAAGUGUUUUGGAUUCUAAUGAGAGAUUUUGGCGGUAGGUUAAAUGUUUAAUGUGAACCGUGUUGUGAUUUCUGAGUUCUUAUAUAAUUCCUUUGGGUGAGAUAACACCAAAGACACCAAAGAACUGGUUGGAUUUAUGUGUUUAUCUAUGAAAGUGCAUGCAUUUAAUGAGUAAGGGCAUAGAAAACUGCCUUAUCCCAAGUCAGACUAUUGUUCCACCUAUCUGUCUAUACUGAUUGGCAGCAGCUCUGAUUCCAAGCCCUACUAGAAAACCUGAGGGACAUAUGACCUUCUACACACAAACCAGAUGCUCUACCAGUGAGCUACCACUCUCCUCUAGAUUUUGCCUUUUGGGAUCCAUUGAGAGCCUCCUUCCAGGCCAGAUGUGCAGCGGGGCUUAGCUGAGACUAGUCUGCUGAUAUGUGCAGAAGUGGCUGCCUCUGCUAAGUUACUCCACCUUUCAGCUGUCGGGGGGGGGGGGGAGAGAGACUGAGCAACAUCAUCAAAGCCCUACUGCCCCUCAGGCUCACAAGGAGACCCUCCCUCUGUCCUGAAUAGCAUGUCCUCCUCAUGAGCCAUGAGGACUCUUAUUCCUUUUGCUAUUCUUACUGCUCCAGAGUAAGGAGUUGGAUACUUAAUAGAUAGUUAAAGAAUGAUUUUCAAGGGACAGAUGUUAGGCAUUCAAUGUAUCUGAAGAUCCAAAAGAUGUCUUUAAAAAGAGGAAAAUAAAUAAAAGUGAACCUAAUUUUCAUCUUUCUGUUCUUUUUCUCAACAGAGUACACCCCCAUUUUAUAAGAUAGAAGACAUUACUGUGCCAACAGCUGUGUGGAGUGGUGGGAAUGACCUUAUUGUAACCAAAAAGGCUAUUAAACGGCUGCUCCCUCAAAUCCCUCAUUUAGUUUUCUAUAAGAAUAUUCCUGAUUGGCAACAUUCAGAUUUUAUCUGGGGUCUUGAUGCACCAGACCAGUUGUUUAAAGAUGUGCUUUCUCUGAUGCAAAAGUUCAAAUAA